AUGUAUUUUCAUUUUACAGUAUCAACUAAAUUGAUCUAUUUAUUAUUUUCGGGUUCGGUGUUUGUUUUAAUGGCUGAAAUUGACACCCCUAAAUUAACAGGAGUGGUCACAUCAGGGGAAUUAGCAGAAGACACCAUAGCAGUUGAACUUGCAGAUUGGCAUAGGAUUGGCUAUCCUUCAGUAGCUACCAUUCAUCACUUCCUCUUCUCAUGUGCACCUACACAACUUCUAAGAGGCCUUGCCUCUGGUGUCAAAGGUAUAUUAGGCCUUGCAAAGACCAGAAUUGCAUUGCCUUCACAACUUGCUAACACAUUUGACUUCCAAAAGAAAUUUGCAAUCUGCCUAUCCUCAUCAGAUGGUGCCAUUUUUGCCGGUGGUGGUCCUUAUGUCUCGCUUUCCGGCACCGACAUUUCGAGGACACUAGUUUACACACCCUUUGUUUCAAACCAAGAUCAUAGGUUGGAAGAGUAUUUCAUCAAUGUGAAGUCCAUUAGAAUUAAGGGCAAGCGAUUAUCGUUUAAUUCAUCCUUGUUAUCGGUGGACCAACAAGGCCGUGGAGGGACAAAAAUAAGUACAACUGUUCCUUACACUACAUUUGAGAGCACAAUCUAUGAGACAUUUACUAGAGCUUAUAUCAUGGCUGCUAGUUCUAUGAACAUGACUAGGGUGGCACCAGUAGCACCAUUUGGGGUCUGUUUUAACUCGAAAACAAUCGAUAACACGCUGGUCGGGGCGGCUGUGCCAGUGAUUGAUCUUGUGUUGCAAAGUGAGAUGGUCAGGUGGAAGAUAUAUGGGAGGAACUCAAUGGUGAUGGUGAGUGAUGAGGUGAUGUGCUUGGGGUUCUUGGAUGGUGGGUUGAGUCCAAAAACUUCAAUUGUCAUAGGGGGAUACCAAUUAGAGGACAAUCUUUUGGAGUUUGACUUGAGAACUUCUAUGCUUGGUUUUAGUUCAUCAUUGUUGAUGAGGCAAACAAGUUGCUCUGACUUCAAAUUGACUUCCUCUAGGUUCAGUGAGUCAAUUUGA
Messenger RNA from Ilex paraguariensis (yerba mate), 1023 nucleotides. NCBI's taxonomy places the organism in Eukaryota, Viridiplantae, Streptophyta, Magnoliopsida, Aquifoliales, Aquifoliaceae. The record is from the annotation of a GenBank genome assembly.